UGCCAGUUUUAGCCAAUCACAAACACGGAUUAUGCGGCUCUUCAAGUCUGACCAUACACCAUUCAGUCCGUCGUAGAAGACGUGGUGUCAAUUUAGAAGUAGGAAAUACACCGUUUUGGUGUGGCAUCUCUGGACAACCUCGCAACCAAGUCCAUACUGAGAUUCAGGAGAAAUGUCUACAACUGAGAAUAAUCCUUAUCAACACAUCGUUGAGCCACUGAAUCCUGACAACCCAAAUCAGCAGUUUUACAACCUUUCCAAACUUGGAGAUAGCAGAUAUGAACGUUUGCCAUUCUCCAUCCGGGUUCUCUUGGAGUCCGCGGUGCGUAACUGCGAUGGGUUUUUGGUAAAGACCUCAGACGUGGAACGGAUCCUUGACUGGAAGCAGACCCAGACUCAAAAUGUGGAGGUACCAUUCAGACCAGCACGUGUCAUCCUCCAGGACUUUACUGGUGUCCCUGCUGUGGUGGACUUUGCUGCCAUGCGUGACGCAGUCAAAACCCUGGGUGGUGACCCAGAAAAGAUUAAUCCAGUUUGCCCUGCUGAUCUUGUCAUAGACCAUUCCAUUCAGGUGGACUUCAACAGGAAAUCCGAUAGCUUACAGAAAAACCAAGAUUUGGAGUUUGACCGUAACAUGGAACGAUUUCAAUUUUUAAAGUGGGGAUCCAAAGCCUUUAGAAACAUGCGGAUCAUUCCUCCUGGAUCAGGGAUUGUCCAUCAAGUGAACCUGGAGUACCUUGCCCGGGUGGUGUUUAGCCAUGAAGGGUUUUUCUACCCAGACAGUCUGGUGGGAACAGACUCCCACACCACCAUGAUUGAUGGCCUUGGGGUCCUUGGUUGGGGUGUGGGUGGUAUUGAGGCGGAGGCAGUGAUGCUGGGCCAACCAAUAAGCAUGGUACUACCUGAGGUAGUGGGAUACAAGCUGCAUGGAACCCCAAAUAAACUCAUAACGUCCACUGACAUCGUUCUUACUGUUACUAAGCACCUGCGUCAGGUGGGUGUAGUGGGGAAGUUCGUGGAGUUUUUCGGUCCAGGUGUUGCCCAGCUCUCCAUCGCUGACAGAGCAACCAUCGCCAACAUGUGUCCAGAGUACGGCGCCACUGCAGCGUUCUUCCCUGUGGACGACAUCAGUGUUCAGUACCUGGCCCAGACAGGGCGAGAAGCAGAAAAGCUGAACUACAUCACAAAGUACCUUAAGGCAGUGUCCAUGUUUAGAGACUACAAUGACGUCUGUCAGGAUCCAGAUUUUACUAAGGUUGUGGAGUUGGAUCUCAACACAGUGGUACCCUGUUGCAGUGGCCCUAAAAGACCUCAGGACAGAAUUCCUGUUUCUGACAUGAAGAUUGACUUUGAAACAUGUUUGGGAGCAAAGCAAGGCUUCAAGGGUUUCCAGCUGCCAGCUGAGCGCCACAGCACCGUUGUCCCAUUCCAGUUCAAUGGAAAUGAGUACAACCUGAGCCACGGCUCGGUGGUCAUCGCUGCCAUCACCAGCUGCACCAACACCAGCAACCCAUCUGUCAUGCUGGGAGCUGGACUCCUUGCUAAAAAGGCUAUAGAGUGUGGCUUAAGUGUUAAGCCUUACAUUAAGACCAGCCUGUCACCGGGCAGCGGAGUGGUCACAUACUACCUGAAAGAGAGUGGUGUUAUGGACUACCUGUCACAGCUGGGUUUUGAGGUUGUGGGCUAUGGCUGUAUGACGUGUAUAGGCAACAGUGGUCCACUCCCUGAUUCGGUGGUGGAGGCCAUAACGCAGGGAGAUCUAGUCGCUGCAGGCAUUCUGUCAGGAAACAGAAACUUUGAAGGGCGAGUUCACCCCAACACCAGAGCUAACUACCUGGCGUCUCCACUGCUUGUCAUUGCUUAUGCCAUUGCAGGAACUGUGAGGAUAGACUUCGAGAAGGAGCCCGUUGGCACCAAUUCUGAAGGCAAGGAGAUUUUCCUGAGUGACAUCUGGCCCACACGAGAGGAGAUCCAGGCCAUAGAAAGAACAUUUGUUAUCCCAUCAAUGUUUAAAGAAGUCUACGAGAAGAUUGAGAAAGUGAAUGAACGCUGGAACUCUCUAGUGGCCCCUUCUGACAAGCUCUAUUCCUGGGACCCUCGGUCAACCUACAUCAAGUCUCCUCCGUUCUUUGAUGGUUUGACCAUGGACUUACAGCCUCCCAAGUCCAUAAUCAACGCCUAUGUUCUGCUGAAUCUGGGAGACUCGGUCACCACUGACCACAUUUCUCCAGCAGGGAACAUCGCCAGAACAAGCUCUGCAGCGCGCUACCUGACCAAAAGAGGUUUGGCUGCUCGGGAUUUCAACUCCUACGGAUCGCGCAGAGGGAACGACGCCGUGAUGGCCAGAGGAACGUUUGCAAACAUCAGACUCUUUAACAAGUUCCUCAAUAAGCAGGCGCCGCAAACAAUUCAUCUGCCAACAGGAGACGUGGUUAGAAUACGUCAUUUCUCUGUUCUCGUCUUUAAGGAGUCCGGCUCAGGCAGCUCCAGAGACUGGGCUGCCAAAGGACCCUUCCUGUUGGGCAUUAAAGCUGUCCUAGCAGAGAGCUAUGAGCGCAUCCACCGCAGUAACCUGGUGGGAAUGGGAGUGAUUCCUCUGGAAUAUCUAACAGGAGACACAGCUGACAGUCUAGGACUGAGCGGCAAAGAGCGCUUCACCGUCAUCAUCCCUGAGCAGCUCACUCCCAGGAUGAUCAUCGAUAUUCAGCUCGACGCAGGGAAAACAUUCCAGGUGCGAAUGAGGUACGACACGGAUGUGGAGCUGGAGUACUUCCGCCACGGAGGAAUUCUCAACUACAUGAUCCGCAAGAUGUCGGAAAACUAAGAGGCACAGAGACGUGUGUGUUGUACAGUCGACAAACAAGACAUCUGGAACCUGAAAUCUCGCAGCCCGUGUCAGUGUUUGAUGCAACAAGUAAUUUACAGAGAGCUGUGUGCAGACGUCAAAUGUGACUUUCUCUUGUGUGAGGAAGAUGCUGCUACAAGUCUUAUUUGACAGGAGAGGUGAGGUGAACGUUCUGCACGUGUGUGUAUUUGGAUAUGAUUAUGAAUAGUUGGAUUUAAAGUCAUGAAUAUUUACUAAAAGAGCUGUUUCUCUCUUCACUCGCUUCACUUUUGUCAAAAAUGUUUAAAAAUUCAGAGAAGUGUAACCUUCAAGUACAUUUGUGUCUGUUUUAACAUAAAAAAAUAUAUGUUUACAUCAAACAUUAUUGAAAUAAACAAAGACGGUUUUCUACCUUAGUUUAAAAGCUGCUUUUUCCCUCUAUACAUGAAGUUCAAAUUAACUGUAAACAUAUUUCCACUUUUAACUGUUAAUGUCAUUAUAUUUCCAUCCACCCAGAAAGAGAAGAAAAAAGAUUCCUCGCAGAUAAAGAAAUUCUAAAACAAACACUGGCUCAGGACAUAUAUAUAGGUUUUACUGACAAGAAAUGUCAGUAAAACCUAUAUUAAAAUAUAUAUUUUACUGACAUUUUUUUCAAGCUACACACAUUUUUGCAAUUUUUUCCCCCCAACUGUUCACCCUGAUGUUUUUGUCUCGGAUUAGAACCGACCUGUUAGCUUGUGGACAUUCCAGUGUAACCCUGUUUUAUCUAUGGAUCUGUUGCCUUAAUGACCUCAUGUGUGGUACUGUUGAUUUACAGUGUAAUUGUAAUGAAUCAUUAUUUUGUAUGUGGCUGUCUUUGACCACGGGAUACUUGUAACUGAAUAAAGUAAAGCUGUUUUUGCGGUA
Cynoglossus semilaevis (tongue sole) is the source of this 3730-nucleotide messenger RNA. RefSeq names its product aconitase 1, soluble (gene aco1). The record is from RefSeq and is a predicted model, not a curated record. The transcript is spliced from 21 exons. The coding region runs from base 173 to 2824 and encodes 883 amino acids. Lineage: Eukaryota; Metazoa; Chordata; Actinopteri; Pleuronectiformes; Cynoglossidae.